Messenger RNA from Jaculus jaculus (lesser Egyptian jerboa), 1782 nucleotides. RefSeq names its product molybdenum cofactor synthesis 2 (gene Mocs2). Gene Ontology annotation, biological process: Mo-molybdopterin cofactor biosynthetic process. The transcript is spliced from 8 exons. The record is from RefSeq and is a predicted model, not a curated record. NCBI's taxonomy places the organism in Eukaryota, Metazoa, Chordata, Mammalia, Rodentia, Dipodidae. Gene Ontology annotation, molecular function: molybdopterin synthase activity. The coding region runs from base 280 to 846 and encodes 188 amino acids. Gene Ontology annotation, cellular component: cytosol.
GGCGUCCGCGGGCCGGUGCGCGGGGUGCCGAGCGGGUGCCGGCGUUGUCUGUAGCGGGAUGGUGCCUCGAUGCCAGGUUUGAAUCCGAACAAAAAUGCUUACACCUGUAGGUUGAAGUCCUGUAUUUUGCAAAAAGCGCAGAGAUCACAGGAGUCCGUUCAGAGACCAUAUCUGUACCGCAAGAAAUCAGAGCCUCCCAGCUGUGGAAAGAGAUAGAAACUCGACAUCCUGGAUUGGCUGAUGUUAGAAAUCAGAUAAUAUUUGCUGUUCGUCAGGAGUAUGUCGAGCUUGGAGAUCAGCAACUCCUGCUUCAACCGGGAGACGAAAUCGCCAUUAUCCCCCCCAUCAGUGGAGGGUAGUGCUCCUGAGGCAGCUAGGGAGAGCGCAGAGGGGGAGGAGAGGCCCCGGGAUGUGGUCAAGCUCACUGCCCAGAGGCUUUCGGUAGACGACGCUUCGCGGUCGGUCCUUUCUCCACUGUGUGGUGCCGUGUCCCUCUUUGUAGGGACUACAAGAAAUAACUUUGAAGGCAAAAAAGUCAUUGGCUUGGAAUAUGAAGCGUAUCUUCCCAUGGCAGAGAAUGAAAUCAGAAAGAUCUGUGGUGACAUUAGACAGAAGUGGGCGGUCAGACACAUAGCGGUGUUCCAUCGCCUUGGCUUGGUUCCAGUAUCAGAAGCAAGCACUAUCAUUGCUGUGUCCUCAGCUCACAGGACUGCGUCCCUUGAAGCUGUGAACUAUGCCAUUAACGCUUUAAAAGCCAAGGUGCCCAUAUGGAAAAAGGAAAUAUAUGAAGAAUCUUCGUCCUGUUGGAAAAGAAACAAAGAAUGCUUCUGGGCAGCCAGUGAUUGAUCACUUAACGCACAUCGAGUCUUAAAUGUGGUCAAUUUUUAUCAUUGGUCACACUUUGAUUUUUCUUCUCUGUAAAUCAAGAUAGCUUGCUGAUGCACAAUCUUGGGUUAUAUUAGCAGAUAAAUGGAGUAAAAGAAAGCAAACUGUACUUCGUAGGAUUACAGGUGGUUUAGGAACCGGAGGUGGGAAAAUGGGAGAUUUCAGUGUGAGCUGAGAUUCAGCCUUCUGUGGAUAAUUCCGAAUGGCGGCGCUGCUCACGUGGGCUGGGCGCCGCCCUCGGCCUUUGGCCGCCUCUCCCGUGCACGGGCAGUUGUGCCGUCGGAGUCUGGAGCGCCUCGUGGAAAUCUUGGCAAAACCCGAAUGCCAUCAGAGAGUUUUGAUACACUUUUUCAGAGCUUCCGUAUCUUAUGAGCUAAAUACCUUCAUGAUUUAAAUAUCUUUUUAAAAAUUCCUGGUUUUAUUUUUUUGAAAAAAAAAAAAACAAAAUUAAUGCCUAAGAUUUUAUAUCAUGGAAAUCUCUAGUACUUUAGAAUCUGUAAUUGCACUGUGUUGAUUUUGUAUUUUAUUUCUUAUUAAUAUUGUUACCAGUAUACCAGCCAGCAUAAAAUUAUUGUGAAACCAACUCACAACAAAAUGGCUUGUGUUAAGAUGGUAGUUACCAUUUAAAAUUAGGCGUGCAUUCCUGGAGGAAAUCAAUUCUUUAUUAAAGCACUUUCGGGCAGCUUUGCUCUGGGUGUUUGUGCAACAUCAUUUGUGACAAUUAGUCACAUUGUCUGCAAUAGGUUUAUUACUAAACAACGACCCAGUUUUUGAUUGGUUUGUAUGCUAUAUUGGUAGAUUUGAGUAUAUAACUACUAUGCAUUUUUUUGGUAAAAAUAAGCUUUUCAGUUGUAUCGAAGUAUACUUAACAAGUAAAACUUACGUAUAUUUAAGGUA